Colletotrichum godetiae is the source of this 1323-nucleotide messenger RNA. RefSeq lists its product as uncharacterized. The coding region runs from base 1 to 1323 and encodes 440 amino acids. The record is from RefSeq and is a predicted model, not a curated record. Lineage: Eukaryota; Fungi; Ascomycota; Sordariomycetes; Glomerellales; Glomerellaceae. The transcript has 2 exons.
AUGUGUAGCGACAUCACCAGGUCAGGAUGUGUAGCGACAUCACCAGGUCUCCUCGAUAUGAACGCUUCUGUCCAACGUGACAGGCCUAGCCAGGGCAAGAGGUACACGCUCAACCAAACUCAAGAGAGAGCGGUACGGCGCUUACUGUUUCUUUGCGCGUUGGUGUUUGAUGCCCUCACAAUAAUCCUCGUCGUCUUUCUAUGCGUCGGCGCAUGGACAAAGUCGGGUUCUGUGAGAGAGUUAAAAGGUAUCAAGAACAGAGAGGCCCACCUUGCUACCUGGUCAACGGCAUACCGCCGGCGCCCGUCAGCCGAAGAGACCACCGUCGUCAUCAGUUGGCACCUCAGCAGCUGCUGCUACUCACUGUCCGGCGAAGACAUGAACUCAGGACGGGAUGGAUGUAUCCGCCAGGCCCCGGGCACCCCCUUCGACCUUGAGAGCAUCAUGGAGGACGUCGCUUAUGCAAUAGGGGGAUACUCGAUGUACUCCUCAAGGAGGGGUCAAUUCUCGGCUCUGGAAUCGCAAGACAUUGACCUCUCGAACGCCCCCACAAUCAUCUCGUCCAAAACCGCGCUCAUCACUUACAUUGUCUUCACGUUGGUCACCGCGUGCCUCUGGUUUUGGCACUUCUUCGUCGGCAUGAUUCCGGACGCACCUAACUGUGAUCGUUUCCUGACAGUGUCGCUUACUCUGACGGGGGCGGCCUUGAUCGCCGCUUCUAUUCGCACGACCAGAACGGCCUUUGAGGCGGACGACAUCCUCAGGGAAUACGAGAGUGUCUUCGAAUACCACAGCGCCGGCAUUUCAAUGCUGGUCGUCACCUGGAUCGCCUCGGCAAGCCAUCUGCUCUCGGUUGCGGCAUACAUCGCUGCCGUGGCCGUUGGCGAACGACUGCAGAAGCCGGACCAAUACCCGCCAGAGUCGGAGCCGUCGGACAUGGGAUCGAUGAUUGACGAACGCCGAGUGAGGGAGGUAGAAAUGCCAACGGAAGCCGAAAGAGAUGAACAUUAUAGGAGGCGUCUGGAGGAAUUCGUUCGCGUACGCGACCAGAGGCGACGAGCAGAAGCAGCUCCCUCUCGUUUGGAUCGCAUUCGCGAAGAGAGUCUGGUGAAUCAUGCCGAUGACGACGGCGGGUUGCCGUCGUACUCGAGGAUCGAUCCGUACGCGAUGCAUGCGCCGGUGAAGCCAAAUGCUGCGACGGGUCCGCCUAUAGAAAUGACGGAUCUGAGGACGGCUACGAGUGGCCAGUCUCGCGAGGACGAUGUGGAUGUGCCAGCGCCGGACUAUGAGCAGCAUCAAACUGCGUCAUCUCGCCGCCCGUGA